GGACCUCAAACCAGACAACAUCUUGCUUGACAAUGAGGGUCAUGUGAUGCUGACUGACUUUGGGCUUUGUAAAGAAAGUGUGGCCGUUGAUGGGAUCGUGCAUACAUUCUUUGGGACUCCUGAGUACCUCGCUCCAGAGGUGCUACAAGGCUUCCCAUACAGUCCAGCAGUGGAUUGGUGGGGCCUCGGCACUGUGCUGUUUGAGAUGCUCUAUGCACUGCCUCCGUUUUACAGCCGUUGCAAAGCAGAGAUGUUUGAGAACAUACUUCACGCUCCACUGCAGGUGCGCAGUGGAAGUUCUCAGGCCUCACUGUUAAAGGGGUUGCUGGGAAGGGACGUCUCCAAACGCUUAGGGGGAAGCAGUGACCUUGCGGAGCUGCAGGAACAUCCUUUCUUUGCAUCCAUCAAGUGGGACGACCUGCUGGCCAGGAAAGUGAGACCUCCCUUCAUCCCGAAAGUGGCCGGCCCCUGUGAUUUAAGCCACAUCGACCCUGAGUUCACUCUCCAACCUGUCCCUGCCUCUGUGAAUGAGUGCCAGGCGUCUGGGACCAACGAGGCCUUCCCAGGAUUCUCCUUCAUGAACCCAGUGGAGUACGUGGCAGUAAAUCCGGGUUCAUAA
Messenger RNA from Notothenia coriiceps (black rockcod), 619 nucleotides. The record is from RefSeq and is a predicted model, not a curated record. NCBI's taxonomy places the organism in Eukaryota, Metazoa, Chordata, Actinopteri, Perciformes, Nototheniidae.